Messenger RNA from Hirsutella rhossiliensis, 540 nucleotides. RefSeq names its product ribosomal protein l13 domain-containing protein. Gene Ontology annotation, biological process: translation; negative regulation of translation. NCBI's taxonomy places the organism in Eukaryota, Fungi, Ascomycota, Sordariomycetes, Hypocreales, Ophiocordycipitaceae. The coding region runs from base 1 to 540 and encodes 179 amino acids. The record is from RefSeq and is a predicted model, not a curated record. The transcript has 2 exons. Gene Ontology annotation, molecular function: mRNA binding; structural constituent of ribosome. Gene Ontology annotation, cellular component: mitochondrial large ribosomal subunit; ribosome.
AUGUCCCAAACCUUGGGGCUGACUCGACUCGCCUACUCUCGAGUUUGGCACCACAUCUCCGCAUCUACUCCACACCAAACCCUCACGACGCAGCCCGGCAUCACGCCCCCGCCCCUGGGCCGCCUGGCAUCACGAAUCGCCGUCAUCCUCAUGGGCAAGCACAAGCCCAUCUUCGACCCAUCCACGGACUGCGGCGACUACGUCGUGGUGACCAACUGCGCGGCGCUGCACACAACGGGGCGCAAGAAGUGGCAGAAGAUGUACUACCGGCACUCGACCCGGCCCGGCAGCCUCAAGGCCCUCACCAUGGACGCGCUCAUGGAGAAGCACGGCGGCAGCGAGGUGCUGCGCAAGGCGGUGCGCGGCAUGCUGCCCAAGAACAGGCUGCGGGACAAGAGACUGGCACGGCUCAAGGCCUUUGAGGGCGAGGCGCAUCCGUACAAGCAAAACCUGAUGCGCUUCGGCGGCGUCGUCGUCGGCAGCGAGGGCUGGGAGAAGGCGGUCGAAGUGAUUCGGCAAAAAGACACACAGAGGUUAUGA